This is a messenger RNA of Doryrhamphus excisus (bluestripe pipefish), 3259 nucleotides long. Its product is annotated as acid-sensing ion channel 1-like. Gene Ontology annotation, molecular function: ligand-gated sodium channel activity. Lineage: Eukaryota; Metazoa; Chordata; Actinopteri; Syngnathiformes; Syngnathidae. The record is from RefSeq and is a predicted model, not a curated record. Gene Ontology annotation, cellular component: plasma membrane. Gene Ontology annotation, biological process: sodium ion transmembrane transport.
CUCCUCUACAAACACGCACACACACACACGCACACACGCACAGAGCCAACCUCACGACUCACAGCAGCGACCACAACAAAAGUGUCUGCCUGAGGAACCACGUCCACAGCAGAAGACGCGGAAGAUGGAAAACGCUCGCAAGGAAAGAGACUCGCAUUGCGUGGAGCCACGCUGCAGCUCUUCUUAAAUCAGCUGAAUUGUCCCAAAAAAAGGAUUUCCCUUCUUCUUUUGUGUCUCCUCCUGCUGGCGUGCACCCAUCAUGCGCGCUUCACUGGACUUCUACCAGCAAAUUUACGGACUGAUGAAACAUUAAGUCGUGCUGCGUUCAUGGACCUUGACAUCGCUCACGGACCUUGACAUCUUGUUUAGUUGAAAGCAAUUACAUUUUUUUUACUUUUUCUUUACAAGAGUUGUACUGGGUUGUUUUUUUUUACACCAGUGUGAGUGAGAGAUGGCGUGUCGAUUCCACGGGUGUUUUUCUGUGUAUUUGCACCUGAGCAGGUGGACAGUUGACGCCACAGGUGAACACAAUUGAAUGAACGAGUGGAUUCGGACGGUGAUUUCUGAUUCUGUCAACUAACACGCACACACACAGCGUCGUGGGGAUGGAUCUGAAAGUGGAAAGGGAAGAAAUGGACACAGAUCAACCGCCACCCAUUGAAGUUUUCGCGCACAGGUCCACUUUGCACGGCAUCGCGCACAUUUUCACCUACGAGCGCUUCUGCUUCAGACGCUUCCUGUGGCUCGUCUUGUUCUUCGCCUCCCUGGCCGUGUUGUUGUACGUGUGCGUGGACAGGAUCCAUUUCUACCUGGAGUACCCUCACGUCACCAAACUGGAUGAGGUCACGACCCCGAUCAUGACGUUCCCCGCGGUCACUUUCUGUAACCUGAACGCAUUCCGCUUCAGUCAAGUGACACGCAACGACUUGUAUCACGCAGGGGAGCUGCUGGCGCUGCUCAACCACAGGUAUGAGAUCCGAGACUUGCAUCUUGUGGAAGAAAGUGUUCUGGAAAGCCUGAAGGUCAAAGCCGACUUCCACAACUUCAAGCCGCGACCUUUCAACAUGUUGGAAUUCUACGACCGCACCGGUCAUGACAUCAACGACAUGCUGCUGUCUUGCUACUUUCACGGCACCGAGUGCAGAGCUGAAGACUUCAAAGUGGUUUUCACUCGUUACGGCAAGUGUUAUACCUUCAACGCCGGCGGUGACGAUCGCCCUCCUCUCAUAACCACCAAGGGAGGAAUGGGAAACGGACUUGAACUGAUGCUGGACAUUCAGCAAGAUGAGUACCUUCCUGUCUGGGGAGAAACAGAUGAGACAUCUUUUGAAGCUGGGAUCAAAGUGCAAAUUCACAGCCAAGAUGAACCGUCUUUCAUUGAUCAGCUCGGGUUCGGAGUAGCGCCUGGGUUUCAGACCUUUGUCUCCUGCCAAGAACAGAGGCUGAUAUAUCUUCCACCACCAUGGGGAGAGUGCAAGGUAACACCAAUGGAUUCCGACUUUUUCGAUACUUACAGCAUCACAGCCUGUCGCAUUGACUGUGAAACACGCUACCUGGUGGACAACUGUAACUGCCGCAUGGUGCACAUGCCCGGCGACGCACCCUAUUGCACCCCAGAGCUGUACAAAGAAUGUGCUGAUCCUGCUCUUGACUUCCUGGUGCAGAAAGACAAUGAUUUCUGUGUGUGCGAGACACCAUGCAACAUGACCAGAUACAGCAAAGAACUGUCCUUCGUAAAAAUCCCCAGCAAGGCCUCUGCUAAAUAUCUUGCAAAGAAAUACAACAAAUCGGAGCAGUACAUUAAGGAAAACAUACUGGUAUUGGACAUCUUUUUUGAGGCUCUCAACUAUGAAACUAUUGAACAAAAGAAGGCUUAUGAAGUGGCGGGACUUUUAGGUGAUAUCGGUGGUCAAAUGGGACUGUUUAUCGGUGCCAGUAUACUCACCAUUUUGGAGCUAUUUGAUUAUCUUUAUGAGGUGAUGAAGUACAAGCUGUGCCGCUGCUCUGAUAAGAAGCUCAAACACAACAACAAUGAUCAGGGUACUGUGCUGAGCCUUGACGAUGUCAAGUGUCACGUCAGUAACUUUCAUUAGGAGAGUCUCAGAGAGGUUUCAUGGACUCUGUUCAGUGCUGUGUGCCAACAGACAAAGUGUCUGAACUGUGCCUGAACUUGCGGCUGAAGCGAAGAAAAAAAAGAAAAAAAAACGACUCAAAGGGAUUGCAAUGACUCUCAAGCGCCGUAUGGCAAUCUGUACACAGCUCUUUGAUUAAUACAGUUCUGGCGAUGAUCGCUGAAUCAGCAUAAAAAAUGUUGGUUUGUUUUUGUGUGAAAAUGGUGACUUGCAUGUCAGUUUUCAACGAAUUAUUAUUUGUAUUUUCAUGUCAUUCAAGACAAAAAAAAAAAAUAGUACAGUCCUUCCUUGUUGACUGGCAACAUCAUGACAAUAUAUUAUUCUACCUCAUCGUGCAGGUCGACAUUAUAGCUUACCUGACGUAUGCACAGCAGGUAUUUACAAGAACUUUUAAUAACUCAAAAUGUAGUAAAACCUCUCAUGCUACUGUUGAGACUAAUAUUCAUCCAAAGCCAGUUCAAAAUGUCUGUAUUAAAUAUCAAUACAUGCUAUUUUCCCUUUAUACCUGGCAAAAACAAAAACCGGCAUUCAUAUUUCAUUCCGUUCAAUUGUUGAAUGUCUCCUCUUCUAGGGCUGAAGUUGCAUGUAGCACCGUGCAGCUGUCUAAAAUGUAAUUUAUGGAUGAAUAUUUAACCUCUCCGUAUACUGUAUAUAGAGUUUGUACAACAAUGUUGUACAGUAAAGGCUGAAGUGUUGAGACCUACGAGUUGUUUUUCAGCAGUGCCUAUUUGAAAGUUUGUCUCAGUGGUUUUGUGUUGUAAGAUUCUGUGAUAUAUUGUGUAUAUAUAUAUAUAAAUAUAUAUUGUGUAUAUUCACUUAUGCUCAUUGAGCUCAAAGCUAAGCUCUAAAAAAAAAGAAACUAUGUCAUCAGAUUGCAUUAAAAUAUAAAUACUGCAGUAGCUAUGGACAAUAAUAGUAUUAUAUUAGCACAGUAUAAUUCUAUACAGUGUACUAGACUUGAUGUGGGAUUGUUUUCUGUAUGAAAGCAUCAGUAAACUAAAUGAAUAUCGAUUAAUUCUCUUUUUUCGUAUUAUACAUUGUGUAUCAAGUACAUUUGAAAUUAGUAGAUUAGAGAGAAGCGAAGAGUCUAGUCCAGGGGUGGGCAAACUUUUUGACUCGCGGGCUGC